AAGUAGCUUGACAGGUAUUGUUUCUGAAUCAUUUUUGCAACCAUACGUGAUUGGGAGGCAUAGAUCUCUUCUUCGAUUUUCAUUUAUGGCUGGUGACGCCCUCGCAAGCCUUCCAAAUGGCCAUGCAAAUAUGAAUUUUGAUACCCAGAGGACUUAUCAAGUUGUUGUAGGUGCAACCCAAAGUAUGGGUAUUGGGAAGGAUGGGAAAUUGCCGUGGAGGUUGCCUUCUGAUCUUAAAUUUUUCAAGGAGAUCACAAAAACUACUUCAGAUCCUCUGAAAAGGAAUGCUGUGAUAAUGGGUAGAAUAACAUGGGAAAGCAUUCCCCUAGAACAUCGGCCUCUACCUGGUCGACUUAAUGUUGUGCUAACUCGUUCUGGGAGCUUUGACAUUGCCACUGCUGAGAAUGUUGUGAUAUGUGGAAGCUUGGUUUCAGCGUUAGAAUUGCUGGCAGCAUCUCCUUAUUGUCUGUCAAUAGAGAAAGUGUUUGUGAUUGGAGGUGGCCAGAUAUUUAAGGAUUCACUCAAUGCACCUGGAUGCGAGGCCAUCCACAUUACAGAAAUUGAGACGAGCUUUGAAUGUGAUACUUUCAUCCCUCCAAUUGAUUCCUCAGUAUUUCAGCCAUGGUACUCAACCUUUCCAUCGGUAGAGAACAACAUUCGAUAUUCUUUUGUUACUUAUGUCCGUGUGAGGGCUUCUACAUCUCUAAACAAUGGGGUGAUGUUUGAUGGUUGUUCUGACAAGACUAAAUUUGAGGUAGAAAAGUUCUCUUUUUUGCCCAAGAUGAUUUUUAAGAGGCAUCAGGAGUACUUGUAUCUUGGACUUGUUGAAGAUAUAAUUUCAAAUGGCAAUCAGAAGGAUGACAGGACAGGGACUGGCACUCUAUCUAAAUUUGGUUGCCAGAUGGAAUUUAAUCUUCGUAAGUCAUUCCCACUUCUUACAACUAAGAAAGUCUUCUGGCGAGGUGUUGUUGAGGAACUUUUGUGGUUCAUUAGUGGUUCUACAAAUGCAAAGGUUCUACAGGAAAAAGGCAUUCACAUAUGGGAUGGCAAUGCAUCUAGAGAAUACCUUGACAGUAUUGGUUUGGCUGACCGAGAAGUGGGUGACUUGGGACCUAUAUAUGGGUUUCAGUGGAGGCACUUUGGUGCCAGGUAUACUGACACGCAUGCUGACUACAAAGGACAAGGAUUUGAUCAGUUGUUGGAUGUUAUUGACAAGAUCAAGAAUAACCCGAAUGAUCGGAGGAUUGUUCUUUCAGCUUGGAAUCCAUCUGAUCUUAAAUUGAUGGCACUUCCACCUUGCCACAUGUUUGCACAGUUUUAUGUUGCCAAUGGGGAGCUGUCUUGUCAAAUGUAUCAGCGUUCCGCGGACAUGGGUCUUGGUGUGCCAUUUAAUAUUGCAUCCUAUGCUCUCUUAACAUGCAUCAUUGCUCAUGUUUGUGGUCUUGUUCCUGGUGAUUUCAAACAUGUUAUUGGUGAUGCACAUGUUUAUAGAACACACGUUAGGCCUUUACAGGAGCAGUUUCAAAAACUACCUAAACCUUUUCCAAUUCUGAAAAUCAAUCCUCAGAAGAAGGAUAUCGAUUCUUUUGUGGCGACUGAUCUCAAGCUCAUAGGUUAUGAUCCCCAUCAGAAAAUAGAUAUGAAAAUGGCAGUAUAGAGCUCCUAAACCUCUUGAAAGUUUAGAAAUGGAAGUACUUGAGAUUCUCUUCACCCUUCCAGCUAGAUCUCAUAGUUCCAGUGUUCUUGGGAAUUCAAGCAUUUAAAUCUGUGCUGGACUUUUGAUUCAUUGCUAGGGUGAAAGUUAUGAAGGAUUUUAUUCUGCAUGAUUGAAGUUUGUUUUUGGUAAUGUCUUCAGGCAGGUACAGGAGGUCUAUGAUUGUAGAGGUACAUGUAAAGAAAGGAGUAUGGUUUACUUUGACAUUAUUUAUGCUGUAGUAGUUGAGGAUCUUGGGGGAACCAAUCAAUGAUUGUUCUGGUGAUUAAGGAUUCCUUAUCCUCUCCUUUUUUUUGUAAUGUCAUUUUGUGUUGUGUAAGACAUUUUACUUUUAUGGAUUCUAACCCCUCCCCUUCUUUUGUUUCUCUUAUAUACCCUAAAUACACUUUUGCGGUUAAAAAAGGGUUUGGGGGGGUUGAAAGGAAAGAACAAAUUAGAUAUGACCACCGUCGUGUUCCUUUAAUCUUCACUGAAAUUUCUAAUGCCUUUUAGAAGCUUUACUAAUUUUAUAUUGCCUUUUCUCACAUGUAACCCGCAGGGAUUACAAGAUUGCAUUAAAUGGAUCUUUAGCUUCUUGUAUCUGAUUGUAGUAGGUGGGGAGUUAUUAUGAGAAUAUUCAAAUUAUUGGGUAAAUUGCUGUUGUAGGCUUUCUAUGAAUACUUAAGGUGUUUGGGAGGCAAA
Molecule: messenger RNA, 2395 nt
Organism: Telopea speciosissima
Lineage: Eukaryota; Viridiplantae; Streptophyta; Magnoliopsida; Proteales; Proteaceae
Product: bifunctional dihydrofolate reductase-thymidylate synthase-like
Exons: 11
Coding region: 86-1657 (523 amino acids)
Biological process (GO): dTMP biosynthetic process; one-carbon metabolic process; tetrahydrofolate biosynthetic process
Cellular component (GO): mitochondrion; cytosol
Molecular function (GO): thymidylate synthase activity; dihydrofolate reductase activity
Source: RefSeq, a predicted model, not a curated record